AUGGGCUCCAGGGCGGGGGGCGGCGGGGGCGGCUGGGGGGGGCAGGGGGGCGACGAGCGGGACCACGAGGAAGAGGAGGAGGAGGAGGAAGAGGAGGAGGAGGGAGGCGCCGAGGGCCCGCCGGCACAAUGCCUCUUCUGCACCAGGGUGUUCGGCGCCGCCGGGGAGGCGUUGGCGCACUGCAGCGCCCAGCACGGCUUCGACGUCCGCGAGGCGGCCUGGCAGCACGGACUAGAUUUCUAUGGAUAUGUUAAACUAAUAAACUUUAUUAGACGGAAGAAACCAACAGCAGAAUAUUUGAAAUCACUCAGCAGCCCACUGCCUUGGGAUGGAGAGGAGUAUCUGAAACCAGAGCUAGAAGAUGAUCUCCUGCUUCAGUUCGAUAUAGAAGAUCUGUGUGAACCCGCCAACGUGUGUUCUAAUGGUUUAAAUGAUAUGACAGUGCUUGAACAAUUAAAAUGUGCAGAACACAGAGCAAGACUCGCAGAAGCAGCCUUGGCUAGAGCACAAGAAGAUCUUCAAAAAAUGAAACAGUUUGCCCAAGACUUCGUGAUGAACGUGGAUGUCGGUAGCAGCUCGUCAUCCAACGCCAUUGCAGACCUUCACGAGGAUGAGGAUGGUGUUUACUUCAGCUCCUACGGGCAUUAUGGGAUACACGAAGAGAUGCUAAAGGAUAAAGUGCGUACAGAAAGCUAUCGUGACUUCAUAUAUCAAAAUCCACAUAUCUUCAAGGACAAGGUGGUUUUGGAUGUUGGCUGCGGAACUGGAAUACUUUCUAUGUUUGCUGCCAAAGCAGGUGCAAAGAAAGUGAUUGGAGUCGACCAAUCUGAAAUCAUUUAUCAGGCCAUGGACAUCAUAAGAUUAAAUAAACUUGAAAAUAUUAUUACACUAGUCAAAGGAAGAAUUGAAGAAGUAGAUCUGCCCUUUGAAAAAGUGGAUGUAAUUAUAUCUGAAUGGAUGGGUUAUUUCCUUCUCUUCGAGUCUAUGCUGGAUUCUGUCAUCUAUGCAAAGGACAAGUACCUGGCAGAGGGAGGCUCAGUUUAUCCUGACACUUGCACUAUUAGUCUAGUAGCUGUGGGGGAUAUGAAUAAACAUGCAGACAAGCUGCUCUUCUGGGAAGAUGUAUAUGGCUUUGACAUGUCUUGCAUGAAGAAGGCUGUAAUUCCAGAAGCUGUUGUGGAGGUGCUGGAUCCAAAUACACUUAUAUCUACAGCCACUGUUAUUAAGCGUAUCAACUGUAAUACUGCAUCCACUUCAGAUUUAGAAUUCUCUUUGGAAUUCACCCUAACGAUUACAAUGAGCACGAAGUGCACAGCGGUUGCUGGUUAUUUUGAUAUAUUUUUUGAGAAGGAUUGUCACAACAAGGUCUUGUUUUCAACGGGUCCCUUGUGUACCAAAACACACUGGAAACAAACGGUUUUUCUCCUGGAGAAACCAAUUCCUGUGGAACCAGGGGAGGCCCUGAGAGGAAAGAUAACUGUUCGCAAAAACAGAAAAGAUCCACGAUCCCUCUUUAUAACCCUUUGGGUGAAGGACACAAAGCAGACCUACAGCCUUCAGUGAAAGUUCUACGUAUAGCUUUGAGAAAUGUCAGAUAUAACUGUUAGAUGGAACUGUUGAUAACUGUUUCUAAAUAUCCGGAAAUGGUAAACUCAUGGAUUUCUGUAUGUAUACAUGCAUGAGAAUAUGGAAAGCGUAUCUGGAACUGAGAGAGUACUGUUUGGAUGCUCUUGCAGUGGCAUAUGGCGACUGGUGACACAGUGAGAUUCUGCUGUGUCUCACGUAAUGUGGGGGAAGGAAGGAAAAGCUGGAUUUGAGUUAGAUAAGACUGCUGGGUGAGAGAAAUGCCUUUAAAGUCUUGCUGUGAAGAACAGUGAGUAUUAUCUCUGAAUAUUGUUUUAUUCUCCAGCUGGCAAAUGUUACCAUUAACAAAUAAGCAAAAUCCUUGUGCAAUUUGUUUUAGGGAAAAAGCUAAAUGAUGUGCCAGAGCAGCUCAGCAGUAGCUGGAAAAUCCCGAUGGGAAUAAAUGUGGAUUCCAAUUGCAGGAUUGCAGCAACAAAGACUAUUUUUAUUACAUGUCUAUAAUUAAAAAGUUGUAUCACGUUUCAGUUACAUUUAUCUAAAUAAAUGAUCCGAGUAUGUUGUAUAA
This is a messenger RNA of Oxyura jamaicensis (ruddy duck), 2149 nucleotides long. RefSeq names its product protein arginine methyltransferase 3 (gene PRMT3). Gene Ontology annotation, molecular function: protein-arginine N-methyltransferase activity. The record is from RefSeq and is a predicted model, not a curated record. Gene Ontology annotation, biological process: peptidyl-arginine methylation. Gene Ontology annotation, cellular component: nucleus. NCBI's taxonomy places the organism in Eukaryota, Metazoa, Chordata, Aves, Anseriformes, Anatidae. The transcript has 15 exons. The coding region runs from base 1 to 1563 and encodes 520 amino acids.